UUUUUACAUACCACUCAAAAACUUGUUGCACCAUCUCUAAGUGUGACCAUUACUUGGGAUCAAAUCUUAACUAUCGAUAUGGCGUUAUAGACGAUUUCAGUCUGGCGCAAAGUUCCGUUAGCAGCAAGAAGAAGCGCAAAGGCAUUGUAACCAAAUAAUAUUGCUACUAAAGUUGUUGUUUUUGUCCCACUGAAAAUGGAGUUACGCAGCCGAACCAACAGGAGAUUAGUUGACUUCCUCAAAAGCGCAGGCGUCUACGAGGAAGGCAUGGAUAUUGAGGAAAUGUCCGAGUUAGCAAGUGUAGUGCAGCAAUCGGCUAGUAUCAGUCCCCCGGAUGAGGAUCUAGAAAGGGCUCUGCAUGAAAGCGAGUCUGAUUUUUUGACCUCUCAUCCCAGUGCCUUGCACAACUCAACGAUGAUCAUAUCGCCGCAAGUGACCAGGAGAAAUCCCUCAGAAGUGGACAGUCCACCGAGCGACCCGAUCCGUAUAACUUUUCGGGCUCUAGUGCACCGUGCCAUGGACUGGAGUCCCACCUCGGACAAUCGAAUUCCCGAACGCAAGCGCAUUGCUGCGGAUCGCAAUGAAAACGUCGAACUAGUUGGCAAACGUUCCAGAGCAACGGCGGCUAUCAGCAUUGGCCAGGCACCGGAGGAGGAGCCGCACAAUGCCGACGCCACACCCGUUUCCCCGGACAACGAGUGCGACUCCGGCGUCAGUUGGGAGGAGGUAUCUUUGUCCAGCGCCAGCGAUAGCACCACUCUUCCUUCCAUCGGCGAAAUGCCCGAUCGACAUUUAAUCAGCACUAGCAGCGUCGCCGUCUCGGAUUUCUCAGAUGCCAAUGAAAUCAGCCAGGAAUAGCCUGUUCCCGCCCAUGUCUUGUGGUUUAUGUUUCCCAAUCGAAUGCAUUAAAAAUUUUACAAUGUUUAUAUAGUCGAAAAAGUUAAUAUGUCACAUUAAAAGAUUGAAUUAUUGCAUUA
This is a messenger RNA of Drosophila mauritiana, 977 nucleotides long. RefSeq lists its product as uncharacterized. The transcript is spliced from 3 exons. The record is from RefSeq and is a predicted model, not a curated record. NCBI's taxonomy places the organism in Eukaryota, Metazoa, Arthropoda, Insecta, Diptera, Drosophilidae. Bases 196 to 858 code for a protein of 220 amino acids.